Messenger RNA from Schistocerca serialis cubense, 2128 nucleotides. Its product is annotated as SET domain-containing protein SmydA-8-like. Gene Ontology annotation, molecular function: protein binding. Bases 107 to 1729 code for a protein of 540 amino acids. The record is from RefSeq and is a predicted model, not a curated record. The transcript has 8 exons. NCBI's taxonomy places the organism in Eukaryota, Metazoa, Arthropoda, Insecta, Orthoptera, Acrididae.
AGAAGGCGUCUGGACGCAUCGCUACGCGGUCGUCCCCUGAGGCGCUUCACCGCGCGCCGUGUGUGUCUGUGCGUGUGCUGCCGUCGUAACACUUUCGCUGUUCGAGAUGCAUCGCUCGAGGAAGGGCAAGAAAAGCGACAAAAAGAAACGGAACAGGCAGCGUCGCGAAAAGAGCGUGGAAAGCGAGAAGACAGAUGAAGAGGUUCCAGAGGACCCGGACAAGGAGAACCUUCCGUACAACGUUGAAGUCUCUGACAUCAUGGGCAGGUACCUGGUGGCUUCACGCGACCUCCAGCCUGGAGACCUGGUGAUGAGGGAGAAGGCUCUCGUGGUCGGCCCCUGCCACGACUCGCCGCCACUCUGCCUCGGCUGCUACAAGAGGUUCGACGCCGAAAACCGCGGAGACUACAGGUGCCCCGGAUGCGCGUGGCCGCUGUGCGGGCCGCAGUGCGGCGGCCGCGGCCAGGAGCUGGGCCACAGCGCGGCAGAGUGCGCCGCCAUGUCGGCGCACGGCACGGCGCGCCGGCUGCCGGCGCCGCUGGCGUCGCCGGGCGCGCGCCUCUACUACGGCGCCGUCGCGGCGCUGCGCUGCCUGCUGCUCAAGGCGGCGGCGCCGGCGCGCUGGCGCACGCUGCUCACCAUGGAGGCGCACAACGAGCUGCGCAGGCGCAUCCCCAGCCUGUGGCGCCGCAACCAGGAGCUCGUCGUCGACACCAUCCGCUCGCUCUGGGGCAUGGACCACUUCUCCGAGGACGAGAUACACACCGUCUGCGGCAUACUAGAGGUGAACGCCUUCGAGAUCGGGCCCCAUGGGCAGAGCGCGCGCAGCCUGUUCCCGGCGGCGUUCCUCAUGUGCCACGACUGUGUGCCCAACACCAGCCACACGGACGACCAGCAAUGCGUCCUCACCGUCAGGGCGUCCACGCGCAUCCCGCAGGGGCGGCCCAUCACGCUCAGCUACGCCUACACCAUGCAGAGCACGCUGAAGCGGCGCGAGCACCUGCAGGAGUCCAAGUUCUUCGCGUGCACGUGCGCGCGCUGCGCCGACCCCACCGAGCUGGGCACGAUGGUGGGCGCACUCAAGUGCCCCCGAUGCGCCUGCGACGCCGGCGUCGUGCUCUCCGCGGCGCCGCUGGACCCGGACGCUCCCUGGCGCUGCACCAACGCCAAGUGCCCCGGGUACACCAUCGCCGCCGCCAACGUGCGCAUGCUCAUGGACAGGAUCGGCGAGGAGGUGGAGGCGAUCGACAGCAACGACGUGGAGGGGCUGGAGGGCUUCCUGUCGCGGUACCGCAACGUGCUGCACGACAACCACUACCACCGGCUGGGCGCCAAGCACUCGCUCAGCCAGCUGUACGGCAAGGCCGAGGGCUACACCAUCAACGUGCUGUCCGACGCGCAGCUCAAGCGCAAGCGCGACAUCUGCACCGACAUCCUCUCCGUCUUCGACGUCAUCGAGCCGGGCUACUCGAGACUGCGAGGUAUCGUGCUGUACGAGCUACAUGCACCCAUCAUGAUCCUGGCAACGCGGCGCUUCGAGGCUCGCACGAUCGGCAAGCGGGAGCUGGGCCGUGACCUCAAGAAGGUGGUACGCUGCCUGGAGGAAGCCAGCCUCAUCCUCGGCUUCGAGCCUGAGGGAUCCUCGGAAGCGCUGAUAGCCUCCGCCGCCAGAGACGCACUCGACCGCCUCAGGGACUGGCAGACCGUCAUCGGCAAGCUCAAUGCGUAGCUCUGUGGGCAGCAUUGAACACGAAGGCAAGGAAGUGAGCCACCACCACCACCAUGUUCUCAGGACAACUGGCUUGGCUCGAGAGAGCUGGAGAUGAUCGCUGUUUUAUAGUUCACACAGCUCUCGUUCUACCAAAGAUUUCCGCUGUUGAACAAAUACUUGGAUACAACCACAGGCUUAUAUUUUGCAGUCUGAAUAUGUGGCACUUUCAGUAUAACCAGAAAAUGAAACUGUCACCAAAAUGAGGUGGAACAUCAUUUUUUUUUACUAGCUGAGCCCUUAAGUCAUGUAUAUUAUAGAAAAACCUAAGAAAAAAUUUAGAAUGGCCCAUGUUAAAUGCCAUAAACACACACACACACACACACACACACACACACAUAUAUAUAUAUAUAUAUAUAU